Molecule: messenger RNA, 1239 nt
Organism: Coccidioides posadasii C735 delta SOWgp
Lineage: Eukaryota; Fungi; Ascomycota; Eurotiomycetes; Onygenales; Onygenaceae
Biological process (GO): DNA-templated transcription; regulation of transcription by RNA polymerase II
Cellular component (GO): chromatin
Molecular function (GO): DNA-binding transcription factor activity, RNA polymerase II-specific; zinc ion binding; RNA polymerase II cis-regulatory region sequence-specific DNA binding
Source: RefSeq, a predicted model, not a curated record
AUGGCUCGGCAACAGCAUGAGAUGGCGGAAAUCGUGCACAGUAUGAUUGUCACUCUUGCUCGUCGAAAUAAUCUAUUAACAGAAAGUUUCCGACCGGAGAGUGGAUCCCGACAAUCCCUUGAGAUGAAAUGGAAGGACUGGGCCCAAAGAGAAUCCAUCAUUAGAAUCGCAUAUACGAUCUUCUCGAAUGAUGUUCAAUAUAGCGUGUUCUUCUCACAUCACGCUUUACUCUCCGUGGGGAUGAUGAAACUCCCGCUCCCAAGUCCCUCGGCUGUGUGGGAAGCACGUACAGCAGCGGAAUGGGAGACACAGCUGCGACAGAUAAAGAAGUCAACGAGAUCUCGUUAUUACAGCCUUGAUUCGGCUGUAGAAUCAGUCAUGUCAAUGAGAGAUCCGGACCAUAAGCGAGAAUUUAUGCAGUGCUUCAAUGUUUCGAACCCGCUCUCAAUACAUCUCCUCAUCCAUGGGAUUGCCGCAGCAAUAAGCGACUCUAAAUAUCGUUCUGUUGCCUCUUCGAUGACGUCCGCGACUGAAAGCCUGAAAGUGGCUGAUUUUGACGAAGCAUUGCGACACUGGCGAUCCUGUUUCGACAAACUCCCCGAAUCCGAUAGAAAAUCUAGGGUGUCGUGGUGCGCUCAAGUUAUGUAUCAUUUCUCUGCGGUCCUUCUUCGCAAUAAUCUGUCGGACAUCCAGAUGGCCGCAGGAAGCGCUUACUCCUCAGGUCGCGCCGUUACCCCCCAAUGCGCGCAAGCCGCAUACUCUCGGCUCGUAUCGACCGAUCCCGUGAGCCACGAUUCGUACCUUCAUGGAGUGGAAGUAGUCAGCCUGUGUCUACAAGAACCCGACAGCCAAACCUCCCUGAACACUGGCACCAUAGGUUUUCCGACAACGGAAACUCGGCCGCUAUGGCAGACUUAUGGCGCCUUUCUCGGUUUGCUUGUCCUUUGGGCGCGCACAUUAGGUUUGGAACGAGAGGACGGCGAGAAAAAAGGGCCAGCUAGCGCGUCUACGAUUCUAUCGUCAAAUUCAAUCCCGGCAGUCGCGGCGACUACGUUGAAUAAUAUGUAUCAACGGGAGUUGGCGCGUGCGGAAUCUUCGCGGGAUGAUGGGAGGAUGUUGAAAACCGAGUUACGCCAGUUGAUUGCGAUUGUGUGUGAUCGCCUAACGGCGCGGCCGUGGGAGAUAUGUAAGCAUGCCUUUACCCGCCCCUUAUCUACAUUGUUCUAUCAACUAGAGUAG